Cryptococcus wingfieldii CBS 7118 is the source of this 276-nucleotide messenger RNA. RefSeq lists its product as hypothetical. Bases 1 to 276 code for a protein of 91 amino acids. The record is from RefSeq and is a predicted model, not a curated record. Lineage: Eukaryota; Fungi; Basidiomycota; Tremellomycetes; Tremellales; Cryptococcaceae. The transcript has a single exon.
AUGUCCCGAACCGCCGCCUCCACCCCUCCUCCCCAAACACACUUUCCCCAAAAGACGGCCACCCCCUCUAUGCGCCACAAUGCCCACUCCACCUCUUCUCCGCACUUUGCCCGACACGGGCACGGGCAUCAUUCGCAUUCUUUCGCGCGAAGAAAGGUCAAGAAUCUCCCUCCUGGCGCAUUCAAAAAGACGCCCGAAGAUUCUGCUGAGGGAGAUGCUGGAGAUGCAAUGGGGAGGAGGGAAGAAGCCCUCCAUGGCCAACAGUCAAUCGCUUAA